CAUCAUGACAUCCUUGUAGAGGUCCUUGUGUCUCUUAGAAAGGAUCAUACCUCCAUACUCAUCCUCUUCUUUAACAACAAUAUUAUAAUCUCUGAGGUUUUCACUCUACAUCUGAUGGUGAGGGAUGGUGUGACCUUCCUGUGUGGAAUCCCAGGAAUACAGAGGACGGGGAGAUCUCUCUGGUAGGUUCCUGGUAUUAGGUGGCUCCAUCAUAUCCUUGCAUCCUUCUGAAAACUCCUCCAUCACUCCAUACUCCUCAUCCUCAUUGUCCUCUUCUUU
Staurois parvus is the source of this 279-nucleotide messenger RNA. The record is from the annotation of a GenBank genome assembly. NCBI's taxonomy places the organism in Eukaryota, Metazoa, Chordata, Amphibia, Anura, Ranidae.